AUGGUAAACACUGCAUUUGAUGUAUUCUUAUUGGAACUUGAUACUUUAAAAGAAUCUGCAUCUUCUAUAUUAUUUCCUUCUAUUAAUUCAUCUUUGACUUCAGAAAACGGAUCCGGUGAUGAAUAUACGAAUGAGAUAUUCUGGUGUAAUAAAGCGGAAAAAUUAGCUACUUUAGAGCAAGAAAUACAUGAAUAUCAAUCAAACAAAACAUUAAAAAAUAUUGAAAAAACAUUAGAUAAACUUCAAUAUCAAAUAGAUCAAAUAUUACAAAUACAUUUUUCAGAAACUAGAAAUACAAAAAAAUGA
This is a messenger RNA of Pneumocystis murina B123, 306 nucleotides long. RefSeq lists its product as hypothetical. The transcript has a single exon. The record is from RefSeq and is a predicted model, not a curated record. NCBI's taxonomy places the organism in Eukaryota, Fungi, Ascomycota, Pneumocystomycetes, Pneumocystales, Pneumocystaceae. Bases 1 to 306 code for a protein of 101 amino acids.